UCAAUGCCACUGUAACUUCUGUCUCCCAAAUGUUUCACUCUUUCAGCUGAAAAGAAAUGCCAGAGCACCAAGGCUCUGAAUUCUUGCACAUUGCACUUCUCUACUGACGUCUUUCUGUCCCUAAGUCACACUGACAGGUACCAGACAAAAGUCCAAAAUGGUCUCCUUGGAGUUGUCCAUGAUAGUUUUCACUUUUCACAGUUCUAAGUAGCCUUCUGCUGCCAGUCAGUCAUCCUCUUUUGGAUGAUGCCUGGCUGUAGGCUACAAGCACAGUACAAAUGGCAAGUACAAGGAUUUUCCCAAAUAUGGAUAUUAACGAAGUAAUUUUUUUUCAGUCUUUUUCUGUGACCACUAACCCUUGUUCGAAGGUAGGUGAAAACAAUCUGAAUGCUAAGCAAAGGAGAGAUAUCUGUAUCCAGAACAUUUUAAUAGGAAGGGAUUUUAAUAACAAAAUUGCAUGCCUAGCCACCUGGCCUUCUGUGUCUGUGUCUGUGUGUUUUCUUUUGGAAGCAGUGUGGCAUAGAUGACACUUGCCAUUAAUCUCUUCCUACAGAAAAAUAUGCAAGCCCAGCUCAUUUCCAGUGCAUGAUAAUCAUUAAGACUCCCAUGAGUGAACCUCUGAUACUUUUUUAGCCAAUGAUUAACCUUAAGCCCUCCUUCCCCCUUAUGCAUUUGGAUUAAAAGGGAAUAUGGAGAGAGAAAGGGGUAGGCAUGAGUGGUGCAUUCUCUAACUCUAUGGACUAAAGAGUGGAGUCAUCUGACAAAUAGUUCAGGAGCAGCACACCAGGCAGUGAGGAGAUUGAUUUUAUUAGAGGUUAGAAAAGAAAGAGAGGUUCUGUCGUGUGACCAGGCUGAAUUCAGGAUGUUUAUAAGCUUCAUCAAGCUGCUUUUACUGGUGCCAGCAAUGUUUGUAUGGUGCAGACGGCAGCUAUUGACUUUUCCAUUUAUUCAGCUCUAUACUCUUCUGUGUUCUGGGGAGCCUGCUGUAAUUAGAGUUUGUAGUGUUUUCUUGUACAGGAGUCUAGUGUUUAGAGUAAGGCUUUACUUGUCAAGACUUUAGGAGUCUAUCCGUGACUCCAUAUUCAUAUGAUCCAGGGUAAGGCAUAUAACCACAGUUUUGAUUCAGGUUCCGAGCCUGGAAACCAAUACUAACCUCAGAGAGCUUCAUUCACUUGAUUAAGAUCUUUUGAUAAAUGUUGUUUUAAUAGGAGAAAAACACUAUAAUUCACAUUUUCAUUGAGCCAUAAAUGCCCGCCCUUUAAUCUAGAUAGAGAACAGAUGUGAAGGGAUAAAAUUUCUCUGUCAGUCUCAUUUCGUAUAGCCCUGAUACCUGUAUGUUCUAUUAAAAAAUUCUCCAGGGCAGUAGCUGGGAACAUGGGUAUGUGAUUUCUGGGUGUUCUGCAUAGCACACAUCUUGGGACGGUAACCUGUUAAGUACUGAGCAGGGACUGGCAACAGCAGAGCAGCAGCAUGCCCCUCUUCGCCAUACACAACCAGCAGAUCAGCUGGACUCCGCUGCUGGUACUGGGGUAUCUCUUUUACCUCCUCCUGGGCGCUAUGGUGUUCCAGCUGCUGGAGAAGCAGGCAGAGACCCACUUUCGGGACCAGUUCCAGCUGGAGAAGCUCAGCUUCCUGCAGAACUACACAUGCUUGGACAGGCAAGCCCUGGAGAAGUUUGUACAGGUCCUCAUGGAAGCAUGGGAAAAAGGGGUCAACCCAGAAGGAAACUCCACAAAUCCCAGCAACUGGGACUUCAGCAACUCCUUCUUUUUUGCAGGAACUGUUGUCACCACUAUAGGUUAUGGUAACCUGUCCCCCAGCACAGUGCCAGGGCAGAUCUUCUGUGUGUUUUAUGCCUUAUUUGGAGUGCCCCUCAACCUGGCCUUCCUUAAUCAGCUGGGGAAAGGUCUCAAUGCUCAUCUGCUUACCCUGGAAAGAUGGGUGCAAAAACCAGGCCGUGCCCAGGUGGUUCAAACACUGGCAGUGGCCAUCUUCCUGUCCACUGGGACCUUGCUUUUUCUAGUGUUCCCGCCAUUAGUCUUCAGUUAUGUAGAAGGCUGGAGCUAUGGAGAAGGCUUUUACUUCACUUUCAUCACCCUGAGCACCAUUGGAUUUGGGGACUAUGUAGUAGGCACAAACCCCAACAAGCACUAUAUCCCUGUGUACAGGAGCCUAACUGCAAUUUGGAUUGUUUUUGGCUUGGCCUGGCUGGCUCUGGUCUUCAACGUGGGAGCUGACUUGAUGGAAAAAUUCCUUCAGCUAAAGUGGCACAAGUCUGACUUAAGCUUGGCAGAAGGAGCCACCACCAAAUUGGAAGAUGAACCUGAGCAGCCUAGAAUUCAUAUUCCUAGCUGAGCAAGUGGGAUUCAGUUCUUGCGGUCACUCAUUUUCAAAAAAAUUCAGAGUGACUGCCUCCCAGUUUCAAUAAGAAGUCAUGUCAUCAAGAAUCUCAAGUG
This is a messenger RNA of Empidonax traillii (willow flycatcher), 2456 nucleotides long. RefSeq names its product potassium channel subfamily K member 16-like. The transcript is spliced from 6 exons. Gene Ontology annotation, molecular function: potassium ion leak channel activity. The record is from RefSeq and is a predicted model, not a curated record. Bases 1471 to 2355 code for a protein of 294 amino acids. Gene Ontology annotation, cellular component: membrane. Lineage: Eukaryota; Metazoa; Chordata; Aves; Passeriformes; Tyrannidae. Gene Ontology annotation, biological process: potassium ion transmembrane transport; stabilization of membrane potential.